CUCGUCCCCGCCCCGCGGCCGCCGAGCACGCGCGGCCGGACUGCAUUUCCCAUAAGCCCGCGCGGCGCCGCGCCGCCCCCGUCUGGGAUCCCUCGGGAGGCCCGGGGCCCCGCAGUGCCUUUGAACGGCGGCGGGAGGCGGCCGGCGCGAUGGCGAGCCCGGGUCGCCUGCUCUGCGUGCUGGCUCUACUCUACUGCUGGGCGGCGGAUCUCGGCCUCUCCGUGCCGCUGAACACCGCUGAGACGAAGCCCAUCAUCGGAAUAUUGAUGCAAAAAUGCCAUAGUAAGGGCAUGAAAAGCCUUGGAAAAUACUAUAUUGCUGCAUCUUAUGUGAAGUAUUUGGAGUCUGCAGGUGCUAGAGUUGUACCAAUAAGGCUUGAUCUUAAAAAGGAGGAAUAUGAGCAACUUUUCAAAUCAAUUAAUGGAGUCCUUUUCCCUGGAGGAAGUGUUAACCUCAUGCACUCAGGCUACGCCCAUGUGGCUAAGAUCUUUUACAACUUGGCCAUACAGAGUUUUGAUGAUGGAGACUAUUUUCCUGUGUGGGGCACAUGCCUUGGAUUUGAAGAACUUACCUGUCUGGUUAGUGGGGAGUGUUUAUUAACUCUCACAGAUACUGUUGCGACUAAAUUGCCACUGAACUUCACUGAAGGUGCAUUGCAGAGUAGAAUGUUUCAGAAUUUUCCUGCUGACCUACUGUUGUCAUUAGCAAUAGAACCUCUGACUGCAAAUUUUCACAAGUGGAGUCUCUCCGUGAAGAAUUUUACAAGCAAUGACAAGUUAAAGAAGUUUUUCAACGUGUUGACUGUUAAUACUGAUGGCAAGACGGAGUUUAUUUCGACAAUGGAAGGCUAUACAUAUCCAAUAUAUGGUGUACAGUGGCAUCCUGAGAAAGCACCUUAUGAGUGGGUGAAAGUAAAAGGCGUUUCCCACGUACCUAACGCUGUGAAGGCUGCAUUUUAUUUAGCAGAGUUCUUUGUUAACGAAGCUCGGAAAAACCAUCAUCAUUUUGAUUCUGAAUCUGAAGAAAGGGGCGCACUGAUUUAUCAGUAUCGUCCAGUUUACACAGGAAGCGUUUCUUCAUUUCAGCAAUGUUACAUGUUUGAUUGAAAGUCUAGGAAGUGUUAACAGGUCAACUUUGAAUAUCUUCCAUGCUUAAACUUUUAAAAUGACUUGCUACUUUUGCCAAUGUUAGAAAACCAGAUUCCUUUUCUCCGAUGUGACUGCCUCAGAUUCUUCAUUCAAUUUAUAGAUAUUUAUAUCAUAUUUGAUA
Ochotona princeps (American pika) is the source of this 1269-nucleotide messenger RNA. RefSeq names its product gamma-glutamyl hydrolase (gene GGH). Gene Ontology annotation, cellular component: vacuole. Gene Ontology annotation, molecular function: gamma-glutamyl-peptidase activity. NCBI's taxonomy places the organism in Eukaryota, Metazoa, Chordata, Mammalia, Lagomorpha, Ochotonidae. The transcript has 9 exons. Bases 150 to 1106 code for a protein of 318 amino acids. Gene Ontology annotation, biological process: tetrahydrofolylpolyglutamate metabolic process. The record is from RefSeq and is a predicted model, not a curated record.